AUGACCGAUGCAUUCUCCAUCAUCCGCGACCCCGACGCUGCAGCCGCCGCGCGGGGCGAUCUGAUGAGCAUGCUCGAGCGGAACCGGGAGCGCGAGGCACGUCUCGACGCGUUCGCCGCCUCGUUGCCCAAACUCACCGAGCGCGAUCUCGCAGCGCUCGGUCAGUCCGACGGGAAUUGCCCAAUCUGCCUGACCUCGCUCCUCGCGCUCCUAUCCGAGGAGGAGAUGGCGCUCGCUAUGGAUUCACCUGCGCACCCCGUCGAGGAGCUGGGCGUAACAAAGCUUCCGCCACCAUGCGGACAUGUAUUCUGCCGCAAAGAUAUCCGCGGCUGGCUCUAUCAGGGGAAUACGACCUGUCCGACCUGCCGCCGCCCCUUCAUCGCCCCGGGAAGCGAUGAGGACACGAGCGUCUCUCGGGAGGCAGCGCUGCUGGACGACCUCCUCAGCGGCGCGCUCGCACGGCCCAUCCAGUUCGACGACCACUUCCCUUUCGACAUCUUUCCGGGUAUGCAGGGGCGGCCGCGGGAUCCAUCACAACAAGCGGCGGACGACGCAUCGCACGGACCCGACGAACCGCGCGAGGCGCACUUCGAUUACGACGACGACAGGAGCGCGUACUCCGGGAUGUACUCUUAA
Messenger RNA from Trametes versicolor FP-101664 SS1, 636 nucleotides. RefSeq lists its product as uncharacterized. Gene Ontology annotation, biological process: protein ubiquitination. Lineage: Eukaryota; Fungi; Basidiomycota; Agaricomycetes; Polyporales; Polyporaceae. Gene Ontology annotation, molecular function: ubiquitin protein ligase activity. The record is from RefSeq and is a predicted model, not a curated record. The transcript has 5 exons. The coding region runs from base 1 to 636 and encodes 211 amino acids.